Molecule: messenger RNA, 4677 nt
Organism: Gossypium arboreum
Lineage: Eukaryota; Viridiplantae; Streptophyta; Magnoliopsida; Malvales; Malvaceae
Product: KH domain-containing protein At4g18375
Exons: 8
Coding region: 239-2125 (628 amino acids)
Biological process (GO): regulation of gene expression
Cellular component (GO): nucleus; cytoplasm
Molecular function (GO): mRNA binding
Source: RefSeq, a predicted model, not a curated record
AUUGUAUAUUUUUUAAAAAGCGUUAGCAAUAGUUUAGAGUGUAGUUUACCAAAAAAAAAAAAAAAAAGUCGCUAGGAAAUUAUUGUUGUUAACUGCGAAUCCAAGGGAACUCCACCUAAGGACCCUUCCUCUUUCUAUCUAAACCCUCUUCUUUUUUUCUUCGUUUAAGGGUUUCCUUUCUAUUGUCUCAUACUUUGAAAAAUCUGUCUGGACUUUUUAAUUUUAAUACCAAAAUACAAUGGGUGAGAGUGGUAAGCGUAAUCGAGGUCAAAGAGAUAAUGAUGGGGAUAGUAGGAAUCAGAAGAGAAGAUUGAAUGAUAGAGAUGAUAAAAGCAAUAAUGAACUUGUUGUUUAUAGAAUACUUUGCCCUGAUGAGGUGAUUGGGAGUGUCAUUGGUAAAGGUGGUAAAGUCAUAAAUUCGAUUAGGCAAGAGACGAGGGCAAAGGUUAAGGUGGUUGAUCCAUACCCUGGUUCUAAGUAUAGGGUUAUUACGAUAUAUUGUUUUGUUAAGGAGAAGGAAGAAAUUGAGGUAGAGGAUGAAUUCUAUAACAAAGGGCCUUUAUGUGCUUCUCAAGAUGCUCUGCUUCGAGUUCACACUGUGGUUGCAAAUGCCAUUGCUGUCAUGGGGGAUUCUGAAAAGAAACGGACAGAUAAAUACAGGGAGGAAUGCCAAAUUCUUGUCCCAUCUAGCCAAUCUUCUAACAUCAUUGGGAAGGCGGGUUCAACUAUUAAGAAACUGAGGGGCAAGACUCGGGCCAACAUUAAAGUUACUGCUAAGGAUGCUGGUGAUCCAAGUCAUUCUUGUGCCAUGGAUUUUGACAACUUCGUUCAGAUAACUGGUGAACCGGAGGCUGUUAAGAAAGCACUUUUUGCUGUUUCUGCAAUCAUGUACAAGUUCAGUCCCAGAGAAGAAAUCCCUCUUGAGACAACAGUGGCAGAAGCUCCUCCAGCUCAAAGUAUCAUUAUCCCAUCAGAUGUUCCUAUUUAUCCUCCAGGUGGCUUAUAUCCGAAUCCAGAUCCUGUUCUUCCUUCUAGAUCAGUUCCACCUAUAUUGGGUGCUGCACAUGUGUCAGAUCUUCAGGGAUAUGGUGAUACAGGGAGUACCUGGCCCGUGUACUCAUCUGCUCUUCCCCUUGUUUCGGGGUUUUCUGGUGCCUCCCGAUCUGAAGAGUUGAUAGUCAGAGUACUCUGCCCAUUUGACAAGAUUGGGCGUGUCAUUGGAAGGGCAGGGAGUACUAUCAAAAGUAUAAGGCAGGCAAGUGGUGCUCGUAUCGACGUUGAUGAUACAAAGGCUGAUCGCGAUGACUGUAUUAUAACUGUAAUAGCUACAGAGUCACCUGAUGAUUUAAAAUCCAUGGCUGUUGAAGCUGUUCUAUUGCUGCAAGGGAAGAUUAAUGAUGAAGAUCAUGAAACUGUAACUAUGAGGCUCCUCGUUCCAUCUAAAGUUAUUGGUUGUAUUAUUGGAAAAGGUGGUUCUAUUAUAAAUGAAAUUCGGAAGAGAACUAAAGCUGAUGUACGUAUAUCAAAAAAGGAUAAGCCGAAGUGCGCUGAUGCCAAUGAUGAGCUUGUUGAGGUUGCUGGAGAAGUUAGUAGUGUUAGAGAUGCACUUAUACAGAUUGUUCUAAGGCUCCGAGAUGAUGUUUUGAAAGAAAAAGAUGGUGGUCAUAACCCUUCUGUAGGUGCUGAUGCUCUCUACUCGGGUGGUGCAAGUCUUUCAGUAUCAUCUCUCUUGUCUUCUGUUCCUCCAGUUGCUACUUUGGCUUUUGAUCAAAGGGCUGAAAGUGGAAGUGACCUUGGUGUUCUUUCUUCAAGCAGCCUCUAUGGAUAUGGAACCCUGCCAAUGGGGGAAAACGGCUAUGGGUCCAUGCCCUCAUAUUCAUCGAAGCUCUAUGGAGGCUUGCCUGCAUCUUCAACUCUUGAAAUAUUGAUCCCUUCAAAUGCAGUCGGUAAAGUGAUGGGCAAAGGAGGGCUCAAUUUAGCCAACAUAAGAAAGUUAUCCGGGGCAAUGAUUGAAAUUUCUGAAUCCAAAUCCUCUCGAGGGGAACGUGUAGCUCUUAUAACUGGCACUCCACAGCAGAAGCGUGAAGCUGAAAACUUGAUUCAAGCAUUUAUAAUGGCUACUUGAAUCUUAAAGAUCUUGGUAGUUGAAGGUGAAUAGUUUAGAAUCUUGGAAUUUUCUUCCUCAGAUGUUUCCUCAGUCAUUCCCUUAGUUUUGCUUUUUGGAGAUGACUUCCUAUUCUAGUUUUCUUCAACCAAACUCCCUGUAUUUCGUCCAUAAGAAUGCCUUUCAAGAUCUUUCCGGAAGACUUGCUGCUGGUUUAGCAUUCAUGGGAGUUCGGUUCCCUCCUCGUUGCUUAAACUAUUAUUCUCCAUCUGUGAUAUCUUAGCAACUUCUUAGGAUCUUUCAUUCCUUGGGAACUGUUACAUCAGAUCUUUUCUUAGUAUGGCGUCCUUAUUUCCAUUACUUUUAUACUCUGCGUUUAAUGUUUACUCCUAGAAAUAACAAAUUCAUAGUAUGUUUGUUUAUUAUAUGUCUACCUAUCCCUCUCUUUCUCUCUGCUGCUCAUAUCGUCCUAUUGAUGGUACAAUGUGAUACUUCGAUGAAUAUUCCCCCAUCAUCUUUUUCCGUGGUCUGUUUCUAGUGCUAUAUCAAAAGAAAAAGGGAAAUGAUCUACCGUAAAUAAAUAGCAUAUUGACUCUUCUGUGAAGAAUGUUCUCGGUUUCUUUCUUUCUAUUCAUAAUGUUGUGCCAUGUUCCUGCUUCGUGAAUCAGUCAAUGCAAAAACUGAAUACUGUGUUCUAUCUCAUACUAAAAUUUUCGGAGCUUCUCUUGAUACCUCAAUUAUCAUUCAUUGCUGCAAAUUUUGCAUCAUGUCUGAUGGAAUUCUGCAUAACUUCUACAUCUUGGACUGUUUUCUGCUUGAUAAUGAUUGCAUGUAACUCAUUCACUCUACUCUUUUGCUUCCCUGGAUCUUGAUUUGCCAAGUGAACUGAAAUAAUAUCAUUAUCUUACUAUUGGCUUACGAUUUUCUGAUCUUGAAUGAUCCCCAGUUGCGCAACUUUUCCUUGCAAACAGGAAAUGCAUGUUUCUUAAGGCACCUUCCUUUAGAAAUCAAAAAUCAGUUGAGCUUGUUGGCAAAUUCCAUUUAUCAUGUUGUCAGAUGCCUAUAUUAAUGGUUGCAUAGCUCAUGAACAUCAUUAAUGAUGCUUGCAUCCUUCACAAUGGCAUCAUUUCCUAGAAUGGCAUGCAUACAUCAUCUCCACCAUAUUUACUCUUCUGGCUUUUGAUAUGAAUGUUUUUUAAUUGUUGAAUUUUUUCUUUAGACAUCACAUUUCCCUUUCCAUGGCAUUUUCCUUUGCAGUGGCUUUCGAUCUUUCUUUUGAUAUCGUUUACCUCUGAUCAGUGCCCUCCUGCACCCCUUCCUUGCCAUUGAUAACAUAGUGAAGCUGCUUUGUAUAGGUUGCUCCCACUAGUCAUUUUCUUGAAGUAUCCGUCUCCAUCACUCAUAUCCAACACUUAUUCAAGAUAAGGGUACAAGGAUAUAACCCUCCAAAGACAUGGAAAAACAUAGAAAAAAGUAAUCACACCUGUUUCUGACAUUUACACCAAAGUCUGAGUAACAUAGCUUUUUGUUCUUAGACAAUGAAACUAUGAGGUGCAUUGCUGUUCUUAUUUCAGUAGUUUCAGCAUUCCAGUGCUUUACACCGGCAACCUAGUCCCAUUUCUUGAGUCUCAUCCAGCAGCAGAAUGAAACCUUUGGGGGCUUCUAGUGGCUGCCAACCAGUUUGUUAUGUUGAAACUCUUAGCUGUUAGUACCAUAUCUCAAAUGAUUCUAUGAUGUUAGCAUGCUAUUGUAUCUUUUGCUGCAUAAUUGUCUGCUAUAUUCCGGAACUUGGUUCUUUUCUUCUAUAUGAUCUCCUACCUAUGUUGCUCCGACUCUUUUUCUUUAAGUGCCUAUAUUUGACACUCGGGUAUGGGGAUAUGACCUCUUAGGAUUCUCCCAAGUACAUGUAAAAGCUUAGAAAAUUUUGACUAUACUCGCGUAAGAGACAUACUUAUGACCUAUUCACACCCCAGUCCAAGUAAAAUAGUCUCCUAUGGCAGCUUUUGUGUAGGAAUAAUCACUUAUUCUUCUUUAGCUAUCUUAUAUUUAGAAUGAAAAUCAAAUAUAAUCGAGUACUGUUUUGUUGUGACUUUCUUUGGGUUGAUCAUUUGUUUUAGUGAGAACAUAUUCAUUAUGAACCCAGAAUUUAGUUCAGUUGAUUCAUGCAGCUACCCCCUAAAGCGGUUGUAUUUGACGGUGUCUGAAGUUAAAACCUCUUGUGUGCAACCUUUUCCUCUAGCCCUUGAGUGAUAUGGACUACUUUUUCGUGUAUAAUUGACUCAUGUUUAAAGUGAGAAUCUUAGGAGGUCUAGGGUUGACACCAUUCUUGACCAAAAGGGCUGAGGGUAUAGUUUCCGGUAUCUAUUUCAGGCAUGUUUAUAAACAUGGCAAGAUACAUUUGUGGUACUUUUUACAGGUGACAUUUGGAACCUCAGCUAGAAUUUGUAUGAUUUGAAUUAAAACUUUUUUUUUUUUUUAAUGUUUUCCUGGACAAUGUAAAAACUUGUGACGGACGUGCUGUGUUUGGUCUUCAAUUUAUUAAAUAUGCAGAGUAUACAUAUAAUGUUCUAAUA